AUGUCCACGUCCUCGCCCGCGCUGGUCUUCUCCCGCUGCGGGAUACAUGGAUUCCACGAAGUGCUUGGCAUAGAUUCCGACGAGCUUCGCUUCUAUUGGGCGAUCGAAAGUACCGAGAAAGGCACCGCCCAAGCUGCCUACAGGAUUGUUCUCACUACGGAUCCGAAGGCCCUCGAGUCCCCAGGCCAAAAGAUAUCCGGUCUUGAUUGGGACUCUGGGCGUGUUCAGAGCAACGAACAACGAAACAUACUCUGCAAGCUGGACGAUGGUUUUAAGUCAACAUGCAACUAUUAUUGGCAAGUCACGGUAUGGGACGGCAGCGCUCGAGUCUAUCAAAGUCCGAUCCAGCACUUUUUCACAGCCUAUCCUCGAUCGCGUCUCUUGCCGCCCUACUCGAUGAAUCAAAAAUACAUGCCGCAUUCAAGUCUUAUUUUCCGCACCUGGUUUGAGAAUGAAGCCAACAGAUGGAAAGCCGUUUGGAUUGGAGAUGGAGGUGAUAAGCCUAUCUACCUCAGAAAAUCGUUCCAAUUGCCCCGGCAGCCAACUCGGGCUGUUCUGUUCGCUUCUGGAUUGGGGCACUUCAAUAUGAGCUUGAACGGGCAACCAGCUUCUGAUCAUCGACUCGAUCCUGGUUGGACCGGCUACCAUCAACGUGUUCAGUUCACUUCUUACGAUGUCACUGCUCAUCUGACUGCUGGAGAAAAUGUUAUGGGUGCUCAUGUUGGCAAUGGAUUUUAUGCAGGAGACAAGGGGGGUGAUGAUCGAUUCUUCUGGCCAAUGUAUGAGGACAACACAUAUGUUAGAUAUGGAAACGAACUCUGUUUCUUUUGCGAGUUGCAUAUUUUCUACGAUGAUGGGUCCCAUGAAACUCUCAUCUCAGACCCUACGUGGUCUGUCCAAAAGAGUGCCACCACGUUGGCCAACAUAUAUGCAUCGGAAACCCACGACCGGAGACUUUACCCUGACAACUGGGACACGGUCGGGUUUUCUGGCGAGGGCUGGAAUUCUGCCAAGCCAUUGACUGGUCCUCGUGGUCAUAUUUAUUACCAGACGCAGCCUCCGGUUGUGCUACAUGAGACUUUCAACCCGGUGAGAAGAUAUAGCCCUCGCAAAGGAGUGGUCUGCUUUGAUCUUGGUCAGAAUGCCUCAACAAUGGUUCAAAUCAUUGCCGAAGGCUCCGCCGGAUCAGAAAUUAUCGUGCGGUAUUCCGAGACCGUCAAAGAAGAUGGCACCAUUUUGAUGCCAGAUCCACUUUUCAAGGAGUUCGAGACAGGGGUUUUUUCUAAGAUCUAUCUUGCCGGCACAGGGAAGCCAGAAACCUGGGAACCAGACUUCAGCUUCACAAGUGCCCGAUACAUCCAAGUGGAAGGCGUGGGGCUUGAUGGAGAAGAGGGUCUCCCUAUAAUCCACUCCGCUGUUGGCCGCCAUAUUUCAUCUGCUGCUCGAAGACUCGGCACCAUGAAAACAGAUAAGCAAGAUGUAAAUGACUUGCUUAGCGCCCUUUACUGGACAUUCAACAGCAACUUAUUCAGCUAUCACACUGACUGUCCACAAAUUGAGAAGUUUGGUUGGCUCGAGGUGACACAUUUGCUUGCACCUGCUACGCAGUAUAUUCGAGACAUGGAAUCAUUGUAUACCAAGAUUCUGGACGAUAUUUUGGAUGCACAAGAGCCCAGUGGGCUCGUUCCGACAAUGGCACCAGAGAUUCGAUACAUGUGUGGCCCACUCCACGACACAAUUACCUGGGGUUGUGCCAUUUGUCUCUUACCGGAUAUACUGCUGCGAUACUAUGGCUCCACGCACGUCAUCCCCAAAGUAUACCCUGCCGCAGUGCGAUAUAUGGAAUACAUGCGCACGAAAGAACGAAAGGGCGGCCUGGUCGAACACGGCUUGGGAGACUGGGGCCGCGAUAUUGCUUUCGGCAAUCACCAAGCCAAUAUCGAGACAGCCAUUUACUACAAAUGCCUUCAAUGUGUUGAGAUGAUGGCCCGUGAGCUUGGGAAAUUGGAAGAUGCCACAAAAUACAAAGAAUGGUCUUCUCGUAUCUACGUGGCCUAUAACCGCCACCUUCUCGUUAAGGACGAUCCUUCGCAUCCGCAAGCGUAUUACACGUCUCUGGAUGACUUCCCUCGUCGUGACCAUACAGCAAUUGCUCAGGCUAUGGCUCUUCAGUUCGACCUAUGUCCAUCUGAAUACAAGAAAGAUGUCUUGGCCACAUUUAUUGAUGACACAUCGGAUGGACGGAUUCGAGCCGGCGAAAUCGGUCUAAGAUUUCUUUUCAACACUCUCGCCGAUGCCAAACGCCCAGAUCUGGUACUGAGGAUGGCGCGACAAGAGGAGCAUCCUUCCUACAUGCGAUUCCUACGUCGCGGCGAGACCACCCUAUUGGAAUUCUGGCAGGAUGAAUGCCGUAGCAAGUGCCACGACAUGCUUGGUACGAUUUAUGAGUGGUUCUACGCUGCAGUUCUUGGCCUGAAGCCAAUUGACAAUGCCUAUCGAACCUUCGAGGUUGAUCCCCCUUAUGAGUCUGAAUUUUGCCAUGUUCAUGGAUCCGUCGACUCGCCCUACGGGCUGAUCAAGAUAGAAUUCCAACGCAGUGCAGCUGACGAGGUGAAUCUUGAUCUGAGGGUGCCAUUUGGAACAUCUGCAGUGGUCAAGAUUCCUUUAUCAAAGCAAGCCGAGGUCAGGCGUGAAGAUGAGCCCAUGGAAAUUUGGAACUGUGGCGACGUAAAAGUCGAGCAUGGAUCUUACAGAAUUACUGUGCGAUCGUGA
Penicillium waksmanii is the source of this 2772-nucleotide messenger RNA. RefSeq lists its product as uncharacterized. The coding region runs from base 1 to 2772 and encodes 923 amino acids. Gene Ontology annotation, biological process: carbohydrate metabolic process. The transcript has a single exon. The record is from RefSeq and is a predicted model, not a curated record. Lineage: Eukaryota; Fungi; Ascomycota; Eurotiomycetes; Eurotiales; Aspergillaceae.